Molecule: messenger RNA, 765 nt
Organism: Microthlaspi erraticum
Lineage: Eukaryota; Viridiplantae; Streptophyta; Magnoliopsida; Brassicales; Brassicaceae
Source: the annotation of a GenBank genome assembly
AUGUAUUCCGAGAGAGAUCAUAAAACUCUGGUGGCGCUCCUCCGCGGCCAAGUAUCCGCUAACACUCUCAAGGCUCUUAUCGCAAACCGCGAAAUAAGUUCAGCUUCAACAGAGCCACUCAUCAACACCAUUCUCGAUUCUUUCUCACUUGCUCUUUCUUUCAUGGAUUCUCCUACUCCUCUGCCACACCAUGAGUCUUUUACUCAAAACAUGGCCGGUCCUGUCUCCGGAAUAUCAUCACUAAAGAAAAAGAUUUGUCAAGCACAAGUCAUAGAGCAUUACAUAGACGAUUCCCCAACUCCACUCCUCGACGACGGCUUCUCCUGGAGGAAAUAUGGACAAAAAACCAUCAAAACAUCUCCGCACCAAAGGUGUUACUUUCGGUGUACCUAUGCGAAAGAAAAAAAUUGCAAAGCCGCAAAGCGGGUGCAGAAGAUCAAAGACAAUCCUCCAGUGUACCGGACCACUUAUGUAGGAAAACAUACGUGUGAAGCUCCGGCUUUUGCAGUCUUUACGAAUAACGAAGAUACAUACGGUUCCAAAAUGAUCGAGUUCGAUAAAUGCGACCAUGUUAUGUCCGAGUCAGUUACGCCUCAAGUCGCAUCAAUUGAUCACCAAGCAGUUGCCAUGGAGGACAAAGCCACGGACCAUAUCAUGAACCAAGAAUGUGAUGAUAACGAAUUUUUGGUGGAUGUUGACAACUUAUGGGCGUGUUAUUUUCCCCCAUUGUCACCAGGAGACCUCAUGUUCUUCGAUAACACUUAA